Exophiala dermatitidis NIH/UT8656 is the source of this 1689-nucleotide messenger RNA. Its product is annotated as amidase. The record is from RefSeq and is a predicted model, not a curated record. Lineage: Eukaryota; Fungi; Ascomycota; Eurotiomycetes; Chaetothyriales; Herpotrichiellaceae. The coding region runs from base 1 to 1689 and encodes 562 amino acids. The transcript is spliced from 2 exons.
AUGGCUCUCAUUUCCACGACUAGCUUGGUUGUGCUGAUUGUCGGCUGGCUCUGGCUGCAGCCUUGGGCGAGUGCACAAUUAUGUUAUAACCAAAGCACUGCCAUCAAUGGGACACCAUUCCCACCGUUGAUCGAAGCUACCACAGAGGACCUUGCUAAGGGACUUGAGGCUGGUUUGUUUACGAGUGUGGAUCUUGUGACGGCCUAUAUUCAACGUAUCAUGGAAGUCAAUACGACUUUGCAUAUGGUGACCCAGCUCAAUCCCGAUGCUCUCGCUAUCGCUGCCCAGCUUGACGAGCAGCGCGCUCAGAGCAAUGUCCUCGGGCCAUUGCAUGGGAUCCCUAUUCUUAUCAAAAAUAACAUUGCCACCGCCGACAAUAUGGACAAUACCGCCGGCUCUUACGCCUUGGCGGGUGCUAAGGUACCUAGGGAUAGUACCAUGGCCGCGAAGCUCCGGCAAGCAGGAGCCGUGAUACUGGGCAAGACAAAUUUGUCCCAAUGGGCCAAUUAUCGAAGUUUCAACACCAGCAACGGCUGGUCUGCUAUCGGAGGACAGACUCAAGGGGCGUACUAUCCUGGCCAGGACCCAUCAGGGUCGUCUUCCGGAAGUGGUGUUUCAAGCUCUCUGGGUCUUGCGCUUGCUGCUCUUGGAACAGAGACAGACGGAUCGAUCUUAUCGCCCUCAGAUGUCAAUAACUUGGUUGGUAUCAAGCCAACGGUCGGGUUAACCUCCAGGGAUCUUGUAAUCCCAAUAUCCGAACAUCAGGAUACUGUGGGACCGAUGGCUCGCACAGUUAAGGAUGCAGCGUAUCUCCUGGCUGCGAUCGCUGGAAAAUCACCCCACGACAACUACACGGACGCGAUACCCUUUGAUACAAUCCCUGACUACGUUGCAGCUUGCAAUUUUUCGGCCCUGAAAGGAAAGCGUAUUGGUGUCCCACGCAACUUGAUUGACUUGACUGCCGAUCCUCCUGCCGCCCCGAUUGUGCCCGUCUUUGACGCUGCGCUAGAGAUUUUGCGGAAAGCCGGGGCGAUCAUCGUUGACAACACGAAUUUCACGGGCUAUGAAGCUUUGAACGAGGGCAAUUAUAGCAAUGUUGUUCUUGAAGCGGACUUCAUCAGCGACCUCCCUAAAGAAUACCUCUCCCAACUGUCGUACAAUCCCAACAAAGUGUACUCGGUGGCCGAUGUGCGCAAUUUCACCCACGCCUUCCCGCUGGAAGACUGGCCCGAGCGUGACACUCUAGUCUGGGAUUCGGCUUUGGCGCUAGGCUUCAACAACACCUCGCCGGAGUUCUGGUCGAAUUAUACUAUGAACACAUACCUGGCCGGUCCGCUGGGGGUGACGGGUGCAUUGAAGAAUUAUUCUCUCGAUGCGCUCGUCCUGCCCACGGAAUUCUCACCUAACUUUCCUGCGCUCAUCGGCUCUCCUGUGAUCACUGUUCCCCUAGGCUCUUAUCCUCCGGACACCGAGGUUCUGGUCAAUGGCUUUGGGAACUUGAAUGCCACGGCCCCAAACAUUCCUUUCGGCAUCAGCUUCAUGGGCCCGCAUUUCAGUGAGGAACUGUUAAUUGGACUGGCGUAUGCAUUCGAGCAGCGAACCUUGGUCAGAAACACAAUCACCCCGUACAUCCAGCCGGUGACUGAACUCGUGGAUGUGGUGAACAAAAAGGCCGGGAUAGCAGGCUAG